CAUUUUGCCUUUGACAUCGAGGCGCCUUUCAUUUAGACGCCUUUCUUCACUCUAGUAUAUUAGUACUUUGUUCUGCGAUACCCUUCGAAACACAACGACAACGCGGCGAACCUCCGCAAUCACAUCAUCCAUCAUGUUCGGCGCAUUCAGAAGAUGUCCGGCGACAUUGUCGAAGAGCAUCUCUAGGGUUGCUGUUUCCUCAAACAUCCUCCGCACUCCUCUCACACGCACAUCGACUACGCUCAGGAUACCUUCUUCCCGCAUCGCCAAUGCCUCCAUUGCCGGAUUCCACAGCAGCGCAAAGUGGCAACAGGUCGCGCAGGAGGUCGAGGCAGAGCAGACGAUUGCUGAGGAAGGGCCCGCUACUACAUUUGCAGAGCUCGCUACCCGUGGCCUCGUGCACCCCAACAUCAUCAACACCAUCACCAAGCAGAUGAAGAUCGAGACCAUGACGGAUGUGCAGCAGAGGACCAUCAACGAAGCCCUCAGCGGCGUUGACGUCAUUGCACAGGCAAAGACCGGUACUGGUAAAACGCUGGGUUUCCUUGUUCCUGUCAUCCAGCGCAUCAUCACACGCGACCCCAAGCUCGGCGAGAAGGUCCGCGGUUACAAGCGCGCGAGGUCCGACGACAUCAGGGCCAUCAUCAUCUCCCCCACCCGUGAGCUCGCUGAGCAGAUCGCCGUUGAGGCGAAGAAGAUCACUCAGAACACCGGUCUCAUCGUGCAGGCAGCCGUUGGAGGAACUAUGAAGCGCCAGAUGCUCCAGAAGACUCAGCGUGAGGGCUGCCAUGUACUCAUCGGUACUCCCGGACGUCUCUUUGAUAUCCUCUCGGACCCAUACUCGGGCAUCAAGGCGCCCAACCUGAACGCCCUGGUCAUGGACGAGGCCGAUCGCCUACUGGAUGACGGUUUCACCAAGGAGAUCGACGAGAUCAAGAAGCACCUUCCCAACCCAGAGGAGGUCGAGCGCCAAAACCUCAUGUUCUCCGCCACCGUCCCCCGCGACGUCGUCGAUCUUGUCCGCCGCACACUCCGCCCCGGUUUCCACUUCGCCAAGUGCGUCAACGAGGAGGAGGAGCCCACGCACGCCCGUGUUCCCCAGAAGCAGGUCAUGGUCGCUGGAUUCGAGAACAUCAUGCCUUGUCUCUACGAACUUGUCCUCAAGAAGCAGCAGGAGGCCACGACUGGCGAAGGCCGCCCCUUCAAGGCCAUCGUCUACUUCAACUCCACCGCCGAAGUCACCCUCGCAGCAUCCGUCUUCUACAAGCUCAACGGCGGUUUCAAGCGAAACUCCCCUCUCUCCGGCCUCCGCAGCUUCGAGAUCCACUCCAAGCUCUCCCAGGCUCAGCGUACCCGCGCCUCUGACGAUUUCCGCGUCUGCAAGUCCGGCAUCCUCUUCUCCUCUGACGUCACAGCUCGUGGCAUGGACUUCCCGAACGUGACCCACGUGAUCCAGAUCGGUCUUCCCCGCGACCGCGAAUCAUACAUUCACCGUCUCGGUCGCACUGGUCGUGCUGGCAAGGAGGGUGAGGGCUGGAUCGUCCUCACACCCUUCGAGAAGGGCGAGAUCCGCCGCCGUCUGCGCGGUCUGCCUCUUAACGACGCUACAUCAGAGCUUGAGACUGCCGAAAUCGACAUGAGCCAGCCCGCCGAGGUUCCCGAGAACAUUGGCAAGAUCCUCCAGGACGUCACUGAGGCGCACAAGAAGGUCUACCCUGACCAGCUUGACGCUGCUUUCCGUGGUCUGUUCGGUAGCUUCCAGUGGUAUGGCGAUAAGCAUGGUCUGCUCGAGGGUGCGAACAGGCUUGCUGAGUUCGGUUGGGGUCUGCCCACACCUCCCCAGCCUCCUUCCAGCUUGUUCCAGGGCGGUGGCGGUAGGGGACGUGGUCGCUCCGGCGGAUUUGGUGGUUCCCGCGGUGGUGACCGUGGCGGCUUCCGCCAGGACCGCGGCGGCGCUGAUGCUUUCAGUGGUCGAUCUGGUGGCUUCGGCGGCGACAGGCGAGGCGGUGACCGCGGCGGCUUCGGCGGACGCGACGGCGGACGCGACGGCGGUCGUGGAGGCUUUGGCGGCGACCGAAGAGGAGGAGACCGCGGUUUUGGCGGUCGUGGCGGCCGUGAUGGAGGUCGCGGUGGUCGCGACGGCGGCUUUGGCGGCGAGAGGAGAGCUCCUCGCCAAGAAUCAGACUUCUAAGCUCGUUUCUAUGCCUCUUGUUGUUUGACUGUAAGCUGACGGCCGAUGUUUGUAUACUACUUCGUUUCCUCAGAGGCGUCUCAGCGCUUUGUCACGAGCGUUCCCUCGCUUUCCUUGAAGCGUCAUCACGCUUCACUGAGCGUCACGCACUUCAUUGUACCAUAUGUAUACCCAUGGGCUGUCUUAUAGAAGGGAAGGGGAUCUGUGGUUAGCAUUGGGCGGCGUUAUGGCAUUGGAAGCGACAAAAGCUUCUUCGAUCUCGACAUCACAUCUCCAUUCAUCUUUGGAGUUCAGAGUAAAAUAGGCAGGACGUAAUGU
Macroventuria anomochaeta is the source of this 2509-nucleotide messenger RNA. RefSeq names its product DEAD-domain-containing protein. NCBI's taxonomy places the organism in Eukaryota, Fungi, Ascomycota, Dothideomycetes, Pleosporales, Didymellaceae. The coding region runs from base 134 to 2191 and encodes 685 amino acids. Gene Ontology annotation, cellular component: mitochondrion. The transcript is spliced from 2 exons. The record is from RefSeq and is a predicted model, not a curated record. Gene Ontology annotation, molecular function: nucleic acid binding; ATP binding.